AUGAAAAGCAAAAGAGAUGCAAAUGCGAAUGAGAAGAAGCCAAUGCGGCGGUUUAUCAAUGGGAAAGUGUGCCCGCCUCCGUUGAUGUUCUCACAAGACAGCCGCCACCAUUUGGGUUAUCACAGUUUUUCCCGGGAAAUGUGGUGCGCUUGUCGUCGACACGCGCCAUGUCCGAAGGUCAAAAGAGUCGUUAUUGAUAAAAUGAACGGUAUCGAGGAUGAUAAAUCAUUCCAGGAUUGGUAUCGUCUUCUUGUAGAAGAGAGAUCUAUGUCACUUUCUAAUUUCAUGGAAGCCAAAAGAAAUGGAAUGCUGUCCGAUUUCCCAGAAAAACGAGAGCAAACUAUUGAAGGAAUCAUUGAAGUGAUAAGCAAGUUUCCAUAUGAUUUCCUACAGAAAGAAGAAGUAUCUCUCCUCUUGAACUACUUUCUCAAUUCUAUCGAGUCCUCAGCCUUAACUGGAGGCGCUGUAAUUCGUGGAGUUCAUCAUUUGGUGUUGAAGUCAAAGAAUCUUCCGGAUAAUUUGGAAGUUUCACUUAUUCGAAUUUUGUUCAAAGAAGGAAAUAUGCAAAGUUGGUCUCAAAAAGAACGUCAACUACAGUACGAUAUUCUGAUCUGGUUGUUGAAAAAUAAAAUUUCUUACCUAAAAGCUUUGGGUUCCGACUUCCUGGCUACAUUUAUGAAAAGUGUAUCCGGAGAACGAGAUCCAAGAUGUUUAGUGCACAUGUUCUCGGCGUUCCUUGAAGUUUCCAGCAACAUAGCGUUGGGUCCAUUCACAGAAGACAUGUUUGAGACGAUUGCUUGCUAUUUCCCAGUCGAGUUUAAACCGCAAAAAGGAGACACAAUCACAAGAGAAUAUCUUGCUGCAUCGUGUGCUUCUUGUCUGGUCUCAUCUCCUUCUUUCGCUCCUUUCUGUUUUUUGUUCAUUGAUGAGAAACUGAACGACGAUGAUUGUUCCGAUGAAGAAUACAGAGACGUCCUGAAUCUUCUGAUAAUCGCAUGUGAUAGGUUUCCAGCACAGAAAAAUCUGUCACUUCUGGAACCUCUGAUCGACGGAGUACGGAAAGUUGGACUGAAUCCGAAAAAUAAAGGAGAAAUGCUGCCUUAUGUGGCUGAGUCAUUCGAAGCAUUAGUCAGAAUGUGUGUACGAUCAUCAGAAAAUAAUCAACGAGCUAUCGAGGCAGUUGUUAGUAACAUUAUUGAAAAUUCUGAGCCUUUUGUACUUCAAGCUGAAAUGGGUCUCUGUAAAAAGGCAUUACAUCUUUUAAGAAGUGCUUUCCAUUCGUUGCCCUCGAACCAUGCGAAACAAAUUCUCAAUCAGGUUAUCGCCUGGAUUCUCAAUUUGAUUCACGGAGAUAGCGUCAACGCUGCCGGUAACAAGGCAGAUAUUGUACAGGAAGGACUAGAAUAUCUCAUUAACUGGAUUCAUUUAGCUUCUGCUAACAAGGGUCUGUCUAUUGACACACUGAAAGUUUUCGAGCAGAGCAUAAUCGAAUCGUGUUCGAGAGCAAGGGAAUAUAAGCCUCAAGAAGCUUUAACAUCUAUCUAUGAGUGUGCAUCAACUUACGUGCAGCUUGAGUGUGCAUCGGAUGAUCUGGUGUCUCAGUGUCGAAGCUACAUUGCUCUUGCCCUUAGAACGCCAAUUAACACAGAUGUCCAGCUUCGAAGCCUUCUAAAACUGAUACGGAAUUAUACAUCAAGAUAUUUCGAUCAAGUUCAGAUAGUUCUAAACGACAACGCGAUCAGUACAUGGAAUUCGGAAAAAGUUCUUCCAAUUCUUUGUGCAAUGAGUUCAUCUCAAGAUGCAUGGAGUUUGCUGAGAAAUCAUGUAAUAGCGGAACUGAAAAAUAGAAUGAACAAUUCCACAGCAGAGGGAUCAAUGGAUUGUUAUGUGGAACUGAUGAGAGCAUGCACUGACAAUGAGCAACUAUUUAUGGAUUACUUUGAAACAUUCGAGAGCGUUUAUUCCAAGGUGGAUUGCGAUGAUCCCGAAAGAGUAGCAAUGGUUUUGCAAACUGCUUCUCUAUUGCUCCCAGAAGAAGAACACCAAAAGUUUAUGAAUAAAAUUGCGUCACAAUAUUCGAUUUUGGCAGAAGUAGAAUCUCAACUCUUACUGUUUGAUAAGAAAUACAUCCUAUCUUACCUACAAAAUAAGAGUAUUCAAGAUCUUCAAAAAGUUUCCGAAUUCAGUUUGCCCGAAAGAUCCACUAGACAGCUAUUUUUUGCAUGUGUCAACAGAUUUAAUCUCGAUGACAAGAUGAACAUUCCUGAAAAGUAUCAUCUAGCUGAAGUGAAAGCGAAACUUCUGAGAAAUGCUCCAUUUUGUUUGAACCUUUAUGAAGGGCUUCUGGACAAGAUUGCGUCAGAUGAUACUGUGAAUGCGAGCUCAUCUUUCGAGUACUUUUUGGAUUUCGAGAGCUCAGAUUGUAAUCCAGAAAAGUGUCGAUAUGAAACAGGAAGUCCACUUUGGAGACAACGGAUUUUCUGCCAAAUUGUGCCGAUUUUUAAGAAAAAGUUUGAAGAAUCAGGAAAGAAAAAGCAUAGACUCGUCGAAAUGCUUCCACAUCUUUUGCAGUUCGCCGUCCCAUUGGAUUCGGAACAAUUGAAGAAACAGUAUGCAAUGUUGCUUCCUGUGGUGAUUCAAACAAUCAGUAUCGAAGGUGUGAUUCCUAGUCAUGUCACUCGUACCAUUCCAAUGUUCCUGAAUAUUUCGGAACCCCUUCAGAUGGAUGAUUUGCGUACAGUUGUAAAAUAUUUAUGCGCGAUUGUCAAGAAUGGAGAAUCUAAUAUGUCUAACUUGGAGGAUGCGUUGAAUGGUUUGAACAUUCUGGCGCGUCGACAGCCACCGAAGUUGUUGCAUUCUGAAGUGCCACUUGUGGUCACGUCAAUCAACAAAAUCCUAGGUCACAGGAAAAGGUUGUUACGAAUGAUGGCCGCUGAUGUGAAAAACAAUUGUCGACAUAGAAUGAGGAUCCUCUUAACGAUCUCACUAUCAGUUCUAGAUAACUACAGUAAACCCCAAAAUUGGAAACAACACCACUAUAUGCAAAACCGGAGCUGUAGAAGAGCCACGGCUGAACUACAGUAA
Molecule: messenger RNA, 3084 nt
Organism: Caenorhabditis briggsae
Lineage: Eukaryota; Metazoa; Nematoda; Chromadorea; Rhabditida; Rhabditidae
Exons: 18
Coding region: 1-3084 (1027 amino acids)
Biological process (GO): iron-sulfur cluster assembly
Cellular component (GO): cytosolic [4Fe-4S] assembly targeting complex
Source: RefSeq, a predicted model, not a curated record